This is a messenger RNA of Adineta ricciae, 3933 nucleotides long. Lineage: Eukaryota; Metazoa; Rotifera; Eurotatoria; Adinetida; Adinetidae. The record is from the annotation of a GenBank genome assembly.
AUGCAGCCGUUGAGUACUCUUGAUACAACAAAACCGAUUAAUUUUGAUGAUUUGAAUAUUAUUAUUCGUUCAUUACCACCGCGACGACGGCAAAGUGGAACAUCGAUUAUUCCAUUUCGACCUUAUGUCAAACGUUUAACGAGUGUUCGACAACCAUUCUCGUUUGCAAAUGGACGCGAUGGAUGGGUGACAACCGGAGAGAAAGUGGCAUUUUUCAAACAGGAAAAUGCACGAUGCAUUGGAUCGUUGUUUUCCGAUUGUGAAGCAUCGGAAGUUAUUCGAUGGGAUAUCGAAGGAGAAUCGACUCGUUUACCGAUGAUGUGUAAACUCUGGAUCAUCGUCGACGGUGCGGUUGUUGAACGAGGUAAACCACGAAUGGUACAAGAUGCAGCUGUGACAGUUUUCCGUGCUGGUCGAACACUUUUGUCAUUACUAACAAAUCAAUUUCAAAUGAUCAGUCGUUCAACUGUAACAAGAUACGAUCGACGUCGUCGCCAUUCAUGGCACGAUGUUAAUGAAUAUCAUAGCAUACCGUACUUUCAAUAUACGAGUAUAAUCAAUCCAGGCUUACCCCAAACCAUUCAAUGCGAUUUGGACAAUGAACAAUUCAAAGGUCAAAUUCAAUCGCUGCCUUUCAUUCGAGAAGAAACGACUGAAGAGCAUUAUAUGAUGAAACUUAAAGAACAAAAAGCAAAACAAACGAUACAUGAUCAAGAAUUACUACACGAUCGAGUUCAAAUUUCAAUGACAACACAAACUGAACAUGCCUUAAAAACUCGAUCAACAUCAAUCGAUUCAGGAAUAACUUUGGCAUCGCAUCUCAAUACUGAAAUCACCGAAAGUACUUAUUCGAUUGCAUCAAGGCAAUCGCAUGAUAUGGCAACAAGUACUCAUGAUGAUAUCUCAUAUUCAAAUCAAUCGAUUUCAACACACGACGGAAUUUGUUACACUAAUCGCUCAAUUUCUACUCAUGAUGAUCUUAAUGAUACACAUCAUUCGAUUGCGAUUGGAAAUGAUAUUGAAUAUUCCGAACGUUCAAUGUCAACUUAUGAUGAUGUGAAGUACUCAAAUCAAUCGUGUUCCACGCAUGAUGAUAUCGUAUAUUCUGAACGUUCAAUGUCAACCUAUGAUGAUGUUCACUAUGCCAAUCAAGCCGUUGCAACUCGUGAUGAUAUUGAAUACGCCGAUCGUUCAAUGUCAACUUAUGACGAUGUUACUUUCACUAAUCAAGCUGUUUCUACUCACGAUGGCGUUCAGUAUGCCCACCAAUCUUCUUCGACACAUGACGACGUCGGCUAUACAAGUCAAUCGGUCUCGACACGUGAUUAUAUCGAAUAUGUCAAUCAAUGUGUAUCUACUUAUGAUGAUGUUCAACAUUCACAUCAAUCGGUUUCCACUCGUGAUUAUAUUGAAUAUGUCGAUCAAUCUGUUUCAACUGGCGAUGGCAUUCGAUAUAUCAACCAAGCCGUUUCUACUCACGAUGGUCUUCAGUACGCACAUCAAGCUUGUUCAACACAUGAUGACGUCGCGUAUGCAAAUCAAUCGGUUUCAACUCGUGACGAUAUUGUGUACCUCAAUCAAUCGGUUUCUACGCGCGAUGAUAUUCAACAGUUGCAUCAAUCGGUUUCGACUCGUGACUAUAUGGAUGAUACACAUCAUUCAAUUGGAACUGGUAGUGAUAUCGGCUAUUCCACUCAAUCAGUGUCGACUCGAGAUGAUUUUCAACAUUCAAAUCAAUCUGUUGGUACCCAUGAUGAUAUUGAGUUCACCGAUCGAUCUGUUUCUACGGCUGAUGGUAUCGGAUAUUCUGAUCAAUCUGUUGCCACACGCGAUGAUAUGGAAUAUCUAAAUCAAUCCGUAUCGACACGUGACGAUAUUGGAUAUUCUCAUCAAUCAGUUGCUACACAUGACGAUUUUGAAUAUCUAAAUCAAUCUGUUUCUACUCGUGACGAUGUCGAAUACUUGAAUCAAUCGGUCUCUACUCAAGACGAAGUUCAACAUUCCAGUCGAUCGAUUGCUACAGGUACUGAUUAUCCUGACUUCUGGCUGCAAUUUUCUACAAGUGAAAUUCUAUCUGAAUAUAUUAUACAACCACGCAAAGAUGCUAAGUCACCUAUUAUUGUUUCUCGUCCAUCGGACCAACUAACACGAACAGAAGUAGAGCACGAUAUUGACCUUGAAUUGGAAAGACCACGACCGCCAUCAUCACGAUCAUUACGUACUCCAGAAUCGUCCAUUCUAUCUCCGCGUCCAUCCGAUCAGUUAACUCGAGCAGAAACUGAACACGACACCGACCUUGAAUUAGAAAGACCACGACCGCCAUCAUCACGAUCACUACGUACUCCAGAAUCGUCCAUUCUAUCUCCGCGUCCAUCCGAUCAGUUAACUCGAGCAGAAACUGAACACGACACCGACCUUGAAUUAGAAAGGCCACGACCGCCAUCAUCACGAUCGCUACGUACACCGGUAUCAUCAUCAUCAGUAACAAUCAGUAAUCGUUAUCAAGUUGUUGACCAAAUUGAUGAUGAACAAACAACACCGAGAGCAUUGCCCGGUACCAGUCAACGACUUGAUUCUCCCGGUGAUUUAGAUUCCCAUUUCAGUGAUAUGCAAAUUGAAACGUCGAGUCGAAAUUCAGCUCGAUCACGUCGUGUAACAUCAUCGUCAGGCUACAAUUCAUUCGAUUUAGCACUCAGUCGUCGAACAUACUCAACCCCUGAUCUCGACAAUUCUCUUCCAACAGAAAUUCCAUCAAAUAUUGAAAUCACUCAUCCAGCUCCAGCUACAGUGUCCGACAACAUAUCAAGUACACUGCUACAAACGUUAAUGGAACGUCACGAACGAACGGUUCAAGAUCGUCGUCGAACUACUGCAAUGAUCAACGACGAAUUAUAUGAUAUUGGACAAAUUGUACAAAAUUAUCGUGAAAGAAUACGAGAUCCAGUUACAACAAACACGAGCAAAACAAUGCAACUCAAUCGUAAUACUGUAAUAGCAUCUCCGAAAAUAAAAGAAGAUCGUUCACCAUCUCCAGUAUCAUCGAGUGGCUCAUCACGAAGUCGAUAUCGAUUUACUUCCAAUGUUAAUACUGAAGAAAUGUUACCAGACUAUAUUCCACGAUCACGAUCGUAUUCCCGAUCAUGUCAAGAAACAUCACUAGAACCACAUUAUUGUGAAAUAUGUCUAACUGAUCAUAGUUCAGGUUCAGCAUGGAUUCGAUAUAAUGAACAACGAAUGGAAAGAAUACAACAACGAAUUAAUCUCAUGUUAGAACUUGAUGAUGUUGAAGAUGGACAGUAUGCUUUGUCGACAUUGAAUUCAACGGCAACAUCAACACAACGUAUCGAUGAUAUUCUCUCAGGAAGAUCCAGCUAUCGAGAUUAUAUUAAUUAUGAUCAAGACGACGUGUUAAGUUCUCACCGAUAUGAUUAUCGUUCAACUUAUCGUGCGAAAUCUGCAACAGCGGAUUCUUCUCGAUUGACAUCAUCACGAAAACUAACAAGAUCAGCAUCACCAGGAUUGAAACGGGUUCGAAUUUCUACGGAUGACGUUCUAAUUCCGAAUCAAACUCGUCAUCGUGAACCUAUCAAGUCAUCAAAAUCAGCUUCUCGACCUAUUGUUUCGAUUUUACGCCACAAUUCUCCAACAUUACCACCCCCACCAUCACCAACUACAAUACAAUAUAGUCGCCGACGCCGUGAAACAUCAGAAGCAUGGAGAAAUGAAUCAAACCGCAUCGGUUUACCGCUUGAUCAAUGGAGUAUUCCACGUUAUUAUCGUUUAUACAACGAUGUUGGUUUCCGUGAAGUUUAUGACUUUUCCCGCACACUAAAUUCGUAUUCAGCUCGAGCAAGUCCAAGAGAUUAUGCGUCAAUGGUUCAUCAUUAUGCCGUAGAUCAUCAACUACCAGCAGCGAUUACAAGUCCAGCUUGA